AUGGCUUCACUUUAUUCACAUACCUUCUUUAUCAUACUUCUUCUCCAUCAUUUCCUUCAUCCAGCUUCAAGCGCAAUUCAUCAACCAAGGGAAUUGUUAUAUGAAGAGAAAAACAAGCUAGGUUCAAUUCCCCCAAGCUGUCACAGCAAAUGCAACGAGUGUCAUCCAUGCAUGGCAGUUCAAGUUCCGUCUUUACCAAACCCUUCUCAUCUCACCAAAACUUCUUCCAUGAAAAAAUGGCUCACUCCAUCUUUACAAGGUACUAAUAACAGAUAUUCAAAUUACAAACCAUUAGGAUGGAAAUGUCAUUGUGGUGACCACUUCUUCAACCCAUAA
Lathyrus sativus (Indian pea) is the source of this 336-nucleotide messenger RNA. Lineage: Eukaryota; Viridiplantae; Streptophyta; Magnoliopsida; Fabales; Fabaceae. The record is from the annotation of a GenBank genome assembly.